GGAGGCGUGACUCGCUCGGCAACGUGCUUGCGGCAGAGCGAGCGAGAGCGAGGCUCGGCCGUGGGAGGCAGCACCGGCCGCAAGACGGACAGCGCGCGGCAGCCGGGGCCAGCGUCGCGCGCGCCGGGGCAUCGCGCCGCCCCCCCGCACCGGCGCCGCUGGGUCCCCCCCUCUUCGCUGCGACACCACGACGUGCCUGAUGGCGACGCCAAGCACGACAUCAUCUUCCGCAAGGUUCGCGGCAUCCUCAACAAACUCACGCCAGAGAAGUUCCAGAAGCUCAGCGACGACCUGCUGGGCCUUCAGUUGGACUCGGACAAGGUCCUCAAAGGCGUAAUUCUUCUCAUAUUCGAGAAGGCGUUAGACGAGCCCAAGUACUCGUCCAUGUACGCCCAACUCUGCAAGCGGCUCAGCGAAGAGGCGCCCAACUUCGAGCCGCCCGGACAGCCCUGCACGUUUAAGUUGUUACUGCUGAACAAAUGCCGGACCGAAUUCGAGAACCGCGCGCAGGCCUUCGCCGCGUACGAGAACAAGGAGCUCUCGCCGGACGAGGAGGAGAAGCGGCACCUGGCAAAAUGCAAGAUGCUCGGCAACAUCAAGUUCAUCGGGGAGCUCGGCAAGCUGGAGAUCCUGGCCGAGUCCAUCCUGCACCGCUGCAUCCAGAACCUGCUGGCGCGGCGCGCGGCGGCCGAGCACCACGAGGACCUGGAGUGCCUGGCGCAGCUGGUGCGCACGUGCGGGCGCGUGCUGGACUCGGAGCGCGGCCGCGGCCUCAUGGACCAGUACUUCGCGCGCAUCGAGACGCUGUCGGCGUCGGCCGAGCUGGCGCCGCGCAUCCGCUUCAUGCUGCGUGACGUGGUGGAGCUGCGCCGCGGCGGCUGGGUGCCGCGCGCCGCCGUGUCGGCCGAGGGCCCGGUGCCCAUCCACCAGCUGCGCGACGACGACGAGCCGCCGCCGCGGCGCGAGCGCGAGCGCGACGCGCACCGCGAGCGCGACUCGCUGUUCCGCGGCGGGCUGCGCGCGCGCCCGCUGGACGACGUGCUGGCCGGGCUCAGCCUGCAGCCCGCCGCGCCGCUGGUGCCGCCGCCCGACAAGCUGUUCGGCAACGGCUUCGGCGCGCCGCGCGACGCCUUCCGCCAGCGCUCGGCGCCCGGCUACUACGCGCACUCGCGGCCGGCGCCCGCGCACUUCCCGGCCAAGGCGCCCAAGGACGCGGCGCGCGCCAAGACGCGCCUGCCCGCCGCGGCCGCGCUGGCCGACGUGCAGAUGCGCCCCGCCGCCAACUCGCUGCUCUUCACCGCCAACCGCCUGUCGCGCGAGCCGCCGCCCUCGCUGCAGCCCGUGCACAGUCAGUAUCCGCUCGGCCCUCUCUUUCGUGCACGCCCCAGCCGCUGCGAUCGCGCGCAGAGGCCGGGCCGGUGUAAAUCGCCCAGCGCGACGAAGGCGGUCCCCGUUCCCGCCGAGGCCAAUGCGCUGGUGGAGGGAUACGCGCCGCUACUGACGGCGCUGCUGGAGGGCCGGCCCGAGCUGCAGCUGGCUGCUGUGUACGCCGUGCAGGUGCACGCGCACCACCACCGAUACCCCAAGGGUAUGCUGCUGCGCUGGUUCAUGUACCUGUACAAUCUAGAGGUGUGCGAAGAGGACGCGUUUCUGCGCUGGCGCGAGGACGUCACUGACGCAUACCCUGGCAAGGGCGAGGCUCUUUUCCAGGUGAACACGUGGCUGACUUGGCUGCAGCAGCAGGAGUCCGAGGACGAGGAAGUGGAGGACUAGCCGCGGGAGGCAUCCGCCGCCCGCCGCCAGCGCCGCGUUGCGCUCGCACCGCUUUUAUUUCGCGCUCAUCUCACUAUAUAAAUAUUAUUAAGCCAAAUAGUUAAAUACCUACCUUCUUUACCCUUUAACGCUAGAUUCGCCGCAGCGACGGCGACUCCAGUGUUAAAUAGGUCAAUUUAUAGGUUACUACUACGUAAACAAAUGUUAGUAUCUCGAGAUAAUUUUUUGUAGGCCUUUUACUCGAUUUUGAUACUUUUACAAAUGUAUACAAUGUAUAGUGUUCGUUUGGAUGUAUGAUUGCACUCCGAUCUGCCCCUCCCGUGUUUGAGCGUAUUUUAGUUGGAAUUGUAAAAAAUAUAUAUAUAUGGAGAACUUAAAUCAAUUUUUAUUAUUAAUAUCAUGAUCAUAUUUUCAAUGCUAAAUGGACUUAGUGAUAACUGAGUAAGAUCGCUUAAAUUCCAUUGUAUUAUCAAAUUUUAGAAUUUUGUAACUAGAUAAAGUAAAUACACAAAAAAUAUGCAAAUGAAUCCCUCAGAUUUAAGAAAUGUAUGUUGCGUGAGUUGUAAUAAAGUUGUGAAAUGAUGCAAGGUUAUUGUUAAAGUAACAUUGGUCAAUAUGUAUUCAGGACGAGAAAUAAACUUCAGUGUAAUUUAUUACAUCCUUGUUUUAUGUCUUUUUUAUCUCCUACAUAAAUAGCUUUAACUAUAACUAAAUUAAUAUUUUAAUGGAGAAAUGCCGCUGUGAAGAGUGGUGUAGGUGAAGCAUAAUCUUAAAGUCGGCACGCCCAUCAC
Hyposmocoma kahamanoa is the source of this 2564-nucleotide messenger RNA. It is a transcript of the gene NAT1, whose product is annotated as eukaryotic translation initiation factor 4 gamma 2. Gene Ontology annotation, molecular function: translation initiation factor activity; mRNA binding; protein binding. NCBI's taxonomy places the organism in Eukaryota, Metazoa, Arthropoda, Insecta, Lepidoptera, Cosmopterigidae. Gene Ontology annotation, cellular component: eukaryotic translation initiation factor 4F complex. The transcript has 6 exons. The record is from RefSeq and is a predicted model, not a curated record. Bases 385 to 1773 code for a protein of 462 amino acids.